AUGGCAGAUCAAGCUCGAAAUCUCAGAGCUGUCACAGAAGCCACCAAUGCACGCACCAGGGAGUUGGAAAGGGAGUUCUAUCAUGUGGACCAACUUAUCGAGGACCUUGAUGGUGCUCGAGCAGAGCAAUCAGUCCCAGACACCGCAAAGAAACAGCAAACUGUUGCCAUUCAUGCUGCCACUACUCCUUCCACUCCGGCGCCACUGAAGCAUUAUGCAAGAAAUCUUCCCAAAUGCAACAAGUGCAACUAUCACCACACAGGUGCGUGUCGGGAAAUGCACUGCAGAAACUGCGAACAGAAGGGGCAUAUUGUUCAUUUAUGUAAGGCGCCAGCUCGACCAAUCAGUCAAGUCGCCAAUGCAGGGGCAAGUCAAACCUGUUACGGCUGUGGAGAGGCAGGGCACUUCAAAAGAAACUGCCCAAAGGCACGAGCCCCUAAUACUGGUGCCGUGGGAAGGGUCCUGGCUAUAGGACAUGGAGAAGAGGUCAAGGACCCCAUGGUGGUUACUGGUACGUUCCUCCUAAAUAACUCUUAUGCAUGCGUACUUUUCGAUAUUAGGGCAGAAAGGAGUUUCGUGAGCCACCAAUUCAAACGUUUACUUAAACAAAAACCCCAGUCAUUAAAUGAUCCAUACAUCGUAGAAAUGGCAAACGAAAAGGUUGAGUGCACUAAUGAUAUUUACACAGGGUGUACCCUCACUCUAGACAACCAUUCGUUCCAAAUCGGCCUAAUGCCGGUCAUAAUAAAAAGUUUCGACAUCAUCAUUGGUAUGGAUUGGUUAAGUUCUAAUCGUGCCGACAUUUUAUGUUGCAAAAGGGCCAUCCGCCUUAAUCUGCCAAAUGGAGAAACUUUUCUUAUCUACGGCGAUAAACCCAAUACAAAUCUACAAAUCAUUUCUUGCGUCAAGGCCCAAAAGUAUCUCCAAAAGGAAUACCACGCCUUCUUAGCCCACAUGAUAGAUAAGAAGCAAGAAGCGAAGGACACCAAGGACAUCCCGGAGGUCUGUAACUUUCCCAACAUGUUCCCAUAA
Molecule: messenger RNA, 1032 nt
Organism: Lactuca sativa (garden lettuce)
Lineage: Eukaryota; Viridiplantae; Streptophyta; Magnoliopsida; Asterales; Asteraceae
Source: RefSeq, a predicted model, not a curated record